Molecule: messenger RNA, 1888 nt
Organism: Tribolium castaneum (red flour beetle)
Lineage: Eukaryota; Metazoa; Arthropoda; Insecta; Coleoptera; Tenebrionidae
Exons: 7
Coding region: 150-1838 (562 amino acids)
Biological process (GO): mRNA splicing, via spliceosome
Cellular component (GO): catalytic step 2 spliceosome
Molecular function (GO): protein binding; mRNA binding
Source: RefSeq, a predicted model, not a curated record
AUAAUUUUAAAAUAAUUGGAAAAAUAAUUAUCUAUAGGCGCCAGCCUCGCUCUAUGGUUUGCUUUUGACAGUUGACAGUUGUUAGUGUUUUAGGUUAAAAGUUGAUUCAAAUUACACAUUUUGAGACUUGAGUAUUGCAUUUGUGCAAAAUGCUGGCGUUGCAAGGUUACGGAGACAGUGACGAAGAGGAGGUUAAGCCUGAGGAGCCCCCAGCGGACCCCGAAUUUUCAAUCAAGAACAAACUCCAAGUGUGUGCGGCUCCUGUCGUGUUACCCACGGGGUCUGAAGAGUGCAUCCAGCACGUUGACCCCAGCGCCCAGGAAGUGACUUUUAACCCCAAAUACGAGGAGUUGUUCUCGCCCAUGGUGGGCCCUGAGAACCCCUUCAAGACCCAGCAGCAACAAUGCACCCGAAACAUACUUUCGGGUUACGUUGAGCCAGCGUAUGUGAACGAGUUCCAAUUCGAAAACCAAAGACGGACGUUUAACAGUUUUGGUUACGCUCUGGACCCCACUGUGGGCAGUGCCGCUGAAGGCACCAAAGUUGUUACAACGACUGGCCAAUGCGAUGAUAUUGACCCGGAAGCAAAAACAGUGUUUGAAUCAACCAAGCUGAGACCUUUAGAUAAGAGAAAACGUAAAAAGAAUAACGACCCGAGCGAUAUUGAGGGGUUUUUGGGGCCCUGGGGUGGUUUUGUGGACGAACAAAGGGUCAUGAAGCCGUCUGAUGAGGAGGCAGCAGAGUUGGACGAAUUAUUGUCGAAAAAGAACAAGAAGGGGAAACCCACAGAAGACAAACCAAUCGAGGAAAAAUCAAUUUUGCACAUUUCAGACGCUGUGGAUUAUCAGGGAAGGAGUUUUCUACAUGCACCUCAAGAUGUUGGUGUCAAUUUGAAAUCGGACAGCCCCCCGGAGAAGUGUUUCCUUCCGAAAGCACAUAUUCAUACGUGGUCGGGGCACUCGAAAGGAAUUGCGGCCAUUCGGUGGUUCCCCCGAACGGCUCAUUUGUUACUGUCUGCUAGCAUGGACUGCAGAAUUAAGUUGUGGGAAGUGUAUAACGAAAGGAGAUUAGUUCGCACCUACUACGGCCAUAAGCAAGCCGUUAGGGACAUUUGUUUCAAUAAUUCAGGAAAACUGUUUCUUUCGGCCGGUUACGACAGGUAUAUUAAAUUGUGGGAUACUGAGACUGGUCAAGUGGUCAAGCGAUUUUCAAGCCGCAAAAUCCCCUAUUGUAUCAAAUUCAACCCUGAUAAGAACAAACAACACCUCUUCGUUGCUGGAACUUCUGAUAAGAAAAUCAUUUGUUGGGACACCAGAUCUGGCGAUAUUGUCCAAGAGUACGACCGCCAUCUGGGAGCAGUUAACUCUAUUACAUUCGUUGACGACAAUCGCCGAUUCGUUACGACUUCGGACGAUAAAAGUUUGAGGGUCUGGGAGUGGGACAUCCCCGUUGAUAUGAAAUACAUCGCAGACCCGACCAUGCACAGCAUGCCUGCUGUGACGCCAGCACCCAAUGGAAAAUGGUUGGCUUGUCAAAGCAUGGACAACAAAAUUGUCAUUUUCUCGGCAUUAAAUCGCUUCAAAAUAAAUCGAAAAAAGACGUUUACGGGACAUAUGGUGGCUGGGUAUGCCUGCACACUUGAUUUUUCACCAGAUUUGAGUUAUUUAGUGUCGGGUGACGCCGAUGGUAAGUGCUACAUCUGGGAUUGGAAAACUACAAAGUUGUAUAAGAAGUGGAAAGCGCACGAUAAUGUCUGUAUCAGUGUGCUGUGGCAUCCGCACGAGCCGAGCAAGUUAGUGACAGCAGGCUGGGAUGGACUUAUCAAAUACUGGGAUUAAGUUUCCAAGAAGGUGUAAAUUUUAAGCGAAAUAAAAUAUUUUAAUUAGAA